Messenger RNA from Orbicella faveolata, 1385 nucleotides. RefSeq names its product EGF-like repeat and discoidin I-like domain-containing protein 3. The record is from RefSeq and is a predicted model, not a curated record. NCBI's taxonomy places the organism in Eukaryota, Metazoa, Cnidaria, Anthozoa, Scleractinia, Merulinidae.
UUAAUCUAGAUGAAGUAACUAAGCAAUCGAGCUAAGAAACAGUGAAACAGUGCACCUUCUAAGAAUAACAGAAUGACUAUGAAAAUAAUAGUCCCUUUAAUUUGAAAUAGCAAGCUUAUGGUGUAUCCAUAUCACCAGUAAGAACUCACCAUCUUAAUAUCCUUCCUUCAAAAAUUGAAAUAGGCCAGCCUGAGUGGUUUAGUAGUGGUUAACUCGUUUCCGUUAUUGUUCUUCUUGACAGUAUUUCACUGGAAACCGCGACCGUAAUACGGUAGUCUCCAACCCCUUUAAUCCAGCAAUUCGAUGUCGUUACAUCCGGGUUCAUCCAUGGGGAUGGUACAGACACAUCUCAAUGAGAGUGGAGUUCUACGGAUGUUUCACAGACAAAUGUACCAUGCCUCUUGGUAUGGAAGAUGGCCGUAUACUGCCAGGACAUCUGCGAGCCUCGUCAUCAUAUAACUACAAUCAUGGACCUGAACGAGCGCGGCUCAACAUUUAUGCCAGUCAUGGACGAACAGGGGCCUGGGUAGCGAAGUACAGGAACACUAAACAGUUUCUGCAGAUUGACAUGAGACAGAUGUGUAUUAUCAAAGGAAUCGCUACACAAGGAAGAAGAGAAGCCCAUCAAUGGGUGAUCAGCUAUGUCCUUUCAUACAGUAAAGAUGGCCGCAGAUUUAGAGCUUAUACAGUGGGUGGAAGACUCAAGAGAUUCCGUGGAAAUUACGAUAUCUACCAUACUGUUGCCCAAAGAGUAUCACCUUACAUCAGAACUCGGUAUUUGAGGAUCCAUCCCAAACAAUGGAGGUCUUACAUUGCUAUGAGAGUUGAGCUGUACGGGUGCAGAUAUAACGAACGCAUGUGUGACAGUGCCCUGGGUAUGCAAAAUGGCCGAAUCAAAAAUGCAGCCAUCACAGCCUCGUCCCAAUGGGAUAAAAACCAUGCACCCUAUCUUGCCAGACUCGGGCGCCUGCGCCGUGGAAGACUGAUGGGGGCCUGGUCUGCCAAGAGAAACAACCACAAUCAGUUUAUUCAGGUUGAUCUUUUGAGGUCGAUGAAGAUCACUGGUGUGGCUACUCAAGGCAGAGCGGAAGCUGCCCAGUGGGUGACGGCAUUUUAUUUUCUGUACAGCUCGGAUGGAGUAAAGUUUGCCAAAGUUAAGCAUUGGUGGGAUGUUGUGAAGGUAGGUAUCUGUCCCGGGGGGAGGGCUCCCAUAUAAAAAGGACGUGGGUGCUCCUCGUACCUUUCAGGGGUUAAAAAAAGCGGUGUUGGUACAUCUUAGGGUGUUCAGCCUCAAAAGGUCCACAGCGGGAGCUUUUGCGAUACAUUUUAGGGUAAUUAGCCGGAAAAAUUCAGUGUCUGUUGAUGUGUUGCUUUAGAAUAGGACA